Messenger RNA from Dracunculus medinensis (Guinea worm), 834 nucleotides. The record is from the annotation of a GenBank genome assembly. NCBI's taxonomy places the organism in Eukaryota, Metazoa, Nematoda, Chromadorea, Rhabditida, Dracunculidae.
AUGUAUAUGGUUAGUGAUUUAUUGCUUGGUGGUGAUUUGAGAUAUCAUUUACAUCAGCAAGGAAGAUUCGCAGAAGAUAGAGCAAAGUUGUAUAUAUGUGAGAUCGCGCUCGCUCUGAAUUAUCUUCAUGGUGAAAUGAUUAUGCAUCGAGAUGUAAAACCGGAAAAUAUUCUGUUAGACGACCAAGGUCAUGCACACUUGACUGAUUUUAAUCUAGCAACUCGAUUGAGCCCAAAAACAUUAGCUACCUCUUUUUCUGGAACUCGACCAUAUAUGGCUCCAGAGGUAAUUAUGUCUUCCCUUGGUAUCGCUGCCGGAUAUGAUCACCGAGUUGAUUGGUUUUCUCUCGGAGUUUGUUUUUAUGAAAUGCUUAUGGGAAGAAGACCGUAUGAAUAUAAUGCCAGUCUCACUUCUCAGCAAGUAUUAGUAUUAAUGAAGCAAAGCAUAAUAGCUCUACCAUCCCACUGGCCUUCGGAUCUUAUUUCUUUUAUUACCUCAAUGCUCAGGUUUAGUAUAAACGAUAGAAUAGCAUCACUACUUUCAUUUUCAAGGCACAAAUAUAUGGAACGAAUCAAUAUGGAUGCCGUUCUUGCUAGGAAAACUGCCCCAGUAUUCAUUCCUCGAUCUGAUUCGCUCAACUGUGAUCCAACAUAUGAACUUGAAAUGCGUAUCGUUGGUUCAUCAACAUUAAGCCGACCUAAAGAUCUAACUCCGACUUCAAAGGAAGAAAUCGACAGAGCUGUUGAGGAAAUCACUCGUGCUUUUACGGCUUAUAAUCGUCAAGUGCACAAUUUAUCGCAAAAGCAGGUAAUUUCUGUCAAAAUCUGCUUUUAA